GUGCAUGUAAUGAAACGAAAUUUGGUUGUUGUCCGGAUGAAGUAACUUUGGCUCGUGGUUCAAACUAUGAAGGUUGUGGUGAGCCAACUUGUGCUGCAUCGUUGUAUGGUUGCUGCAAAGAUCGUAAAACGAUUGCUUUUGGACCAUAUUAUGCAGGAUGCGAAAGAUCAUCAUUUCCGUGUGAAUUAUCUACAUAUGGUUGCUGUCCGGAUGGUGAAACGGCAGCAUUAGGAAAGAAUGGUACCGGUUGCGGUGAGAACUGUUUAACUACCAAAUUUGGUUGCUGUCCAGAUGGUAAAACAACUGCAAAAGGAUUGGAAAAUGAAGGAUGUGGUUGUGAAUAUGCGCAAUACGGUUGUUGUCCGGAUGGUAAAACAGUAGCAAAAGGUCUUAAGAAUUAUGGCUGUCCUAUAUCAUGUGCGCAAAGUCAAUAUGGUUGUUGUCCGGACGGUAAAACAAGAGCUCAUGGACCAAAUAAAGAGGGUUGUCCAUGCCAAUAUACGCAGUACGGAUGUUGUCCGGAUGGUGAAACGAGCGCUCUUGGCCCAAUGAAUGAAGGAUGUGAUGAUUGUCGAUACUCAAAGUAUGGUUGUUGUCCUGAUAGUGAAAUUCGAGCUAUUGGACCACAAUAUGCUGGAUGUCCAUCUACCACACCGGCACCUUUUAUUAUAGGCGGUUCUGUCGCACCGGAAAAAAUCAUUUCAUGUUCAUUAUCACAGGAUCAGGGUACAAUAUGUCAUCCAGGCUAUAAAUUACUAUGGUACUAUGAUACAGCUGAAGGUCGUUGUAAGCAAUUUUGGUAUGGCGGUUGUGAUGGUAAUGAAAAUCGGUUUGCAACGAAAGAGCAAUGUGAAGCAGUUUGUGUAAAACCACCAGCAACAGGUCGUUGUUUUCUACCUAAAGUAGAAGGACCAUUACGAUGUAAUCAAUUAUCAGCUCGUUAUUGGUAUGAUUAUACAACCAAACAAUGUGGUGCAUUUUGGUGGCGUGGUUGUUUGGGAAAUGAUAAUAAUUUUGAAAGUUGGGAAGAUUGUCAAAAUUUUUGCGCUGAUAUUGGUCCAAUCGGAAAAUUGAACGAUGCAUUAUCACAAUUAAAGACAAAGCAAAUCAAUGAAAUUAUGACAAGUGUUUCACCAUUUGAAUAUAAACGUUUUGGUGCUUCAAAAGAAUUAGCGGAAGAUGAUGAUACGUUUAUUUCAAUUGAACGAAAAACUACCAUGCCUCGUGAACAAUCAUUACCGGUAUUCAUUCCAAAUGAUCGUCAAUUAGGCUUAUCACAAGAACCCUUGCAAGUACCAUUAUCACAACCGCAGCAAUCAUCAUCACUAUCUCAAAAACCGCGUA
Acanthocheilonema viteae is the source of this 1344-nucleotide messenger RNA. Lineage: Eukaryota; Metazoa; Nematoda; Chromadorea; Rhabditida; Onchocercidae. The record is from the annotation of a GenBank genome assembly.